Messenger RNA from Cutaneotrichosporon oleaginosum, 1990 nucleotides. RefSeq lists its product as uncharacterized. Gene Ontology annotation, cellular component: cytoplasm. Gene Ontology annotation, biological process: proteolysis. Lineage: Eukaryota; Fungi; Basidiomycota; Tremellomycetes; Trichosporonales; Trichosporonaceae. Gene Ontology annotation, molecular function: metalloaminopeptidase activity; manganese ion binding. The record is from RefSeq and is a predicted model, not a curated record.
GUGCUCUUUCUCUCGUCUCUGCUGUCCUCAACCGCUUCAUCAUCCCUCCCCACCUCCCCUUCACACCUCCCCUCCUCCCCGCCUCUUCUGUGACAGCACAGCACAUUGAGAAUGAGCGCCAUGUCGUCGACUACCAUCCCGCCCACAAAGCUGUCUGCCGUCGCACCCGGCACUAAGCUCGACUCGGACGCACUUAUCGUCCCCGUCUCUACUGGCGACAAUGGCGUGCAGCUCGGUGAUGCGCACGGCUUGAAGGGCGACCGCGCGUCGAGUCUGUCAGCGCAGCUCGCCCGGCUCGGCUUCAAGGGCAAGGCCGGCUCGAUCACCUCGCUUCCGGGCGUAGAGGGAGACCCUGCGCCGGUGCUCAUCUUCGCCGGUCUCGGCAAGCCGGAGAAGGACGGGUCCAUCAAGUCAGAGACCCUGCGUCGUACUGUGGGCGCGGCCAUCCGUGCUGCCUCGGGCAUGGAGCUCGCCUCGGUCGCCAUCGCUGUGCCCGACAGCGCUGAGCUCCUCACCGCCGCGGCGGAGGGUGCGUCUCUCGGCGCAUACGCCUGGAACUCGUACAAGAGCAAGGACACUAGCGCACCUGUGGCGGUGAUUCAGCUCGUGUCUUCGGCGUCGGACGCCGCUGAGACGGUGCGUCGGGCCGAGAUCGCGGCGCGCCACGCUAAGGGGGCCCGCAACCUUGUCAACACUCCGCCGUGCGACCUCUAUCCGGAGACGUUCGCGCAGCGCGCAAUCGAGCUGGCCUCGAAUCUUGAUGGUGUCACCGUCGAGGUGUGGGACGAGAAGCGGCUCGCCGAGGAGAACUGCGGUGGACUGGUUGGUGUCGGGCAGGGCUCGUCGAAGCCGCCGCGUCUCGUCAAGGUCGCCUAUACGCCCAACGGCAUGACCAACCCCAAGCAUCUCUCAAUCGUGGGCAAGGGCGUGACCUUUGACUCUGGAGGCAUUUCGCUCAAGCCUUCGGCUAAGAUGCACGAAAUGAAGGGCGACAUGGGUGGUGCCGCCGCGACGCUGCACGCCGUGCUCGCGGCCGCAGAGCUGCAGGUGCCUGCCCGCGUUACGGGCUGGCUUUGUCUGGCGGAGAACAUGCCCAGCGGCACGGCGCUCAAGAACGGCGACGUGAUCCGCCAGCGCACGGGCACGACCGUCGAGAUUCACAACACCGACGCCGAGGGCCGCCUCGUCCUCGCGGACGGCCUCGCCGUAGCCCAGUCCAAGGAGACGGGCUACGGCACCGAGGACGCCGACCCGGACCUGCUCAUCAACGUCGCGACGCUCACGGGCGCGCAGCUCGUCGCGCUCGGCAUGCGUACAGCCGGCCUCAUGGGCGACGACAAGGCCGUCAAGGCCGUCCAGGCCGCCGCGGCCGUUACGGGCGAGCAGUUCUGGGCCAUGCCCUUCCCCGACGAGAUGCUUGAGGACCUCAAGAGCACCACGGCCGAUCUGAAGAACAUUGGCGGCAUCCCCAUGGGCGGCAUGCUCAAGGCUGGUGUUUUCCUCCAGCAGUUCGCUGGCGACAAGGGCAACUGGGCGCAUCUCGACAUUGCCGGCCCGGCAGCCAACUUUGGCUCUCCGUGGGGAUACACCCCGACCGAGGGUACCGGGUUUGCGGUGCGCACACUGGUAAAGGUGGCUGAACAGCUUGCCGCGUAAGCGAUGGGUGCACGUGGAGGACAGCAGUCGAGACACAUGUAUUUAACGUUACAUUCGGCUCAUCUGGCCUGUCGGAUCCCCGCCGCGAUUGUGUGAGCACUUGCUGCGUGGGAAUGCAAUGUCGCAUAUGGAGGUCGGCAUACGGGGCACCUCCCAGUGCCCCCGCGUCCUGUGACGACGUCUAGCCCAAUUGCAACAACACCGCCCCACCGGCCUGACAGAGACAGCGGCGUAGCCAUCGCAAUCAAUGUACUUCGCCAUAGAUGACCGGCCAACAUGCGAUCGUCGUUAUCACAUCAUCCUGCUCGUCCUCAUUUCGUCUCGAGUUGACCCA